Molecule: messenger RNA, 429 nt
Organism: Candidula unifasciata
Lineage: Eukaryota; Metazoa; Mollusca; Gastropoda; Stylommatophora; Geomitridae
Source: the annotation of a GenBank genome assembly
AUGGCGGACCGCCUAACGCAGUUGCAAGACGCGGUUACUCAUCAAGCUGAACACUUCUACAACAGCAUUGGAAUCUUGCAGCAGUAUGCACCUAGCAGUCCUUUUCCAGGUUUUGAAAAGCCAGGUGGCAAACCACCUUCACCUCCUCCCCAAGAGGAUUAUGCUGCAUUGUUUGCAAAACUCAUCACCAGAACAGCUAAAGAUAUUGAUGUUCUCAUAGAUAACUUGCCCAGUGAAGAUUCCUCUACAGAGCUUCAGAUCGCUAGUUUACAGAAGUUGGAGCUUGAGAACCAAGAAGAAGCCGAAAGAUUGGAAGAAAUUGUCACGCGGGGAGAAAUGUUGUUAAAAACUAUACAGAAAUCACUGGAGGAAAUUGCUGCAUCUCAGCUCCAUAGUCAGGCACUGGAAAGCAAUUUUAGCUUGUCAUGA